AAUGGGAAGUUGGUAGCUUCUUCUGCCAGCCUGAAAGGAGGAUUCCCUCAACUCCUAGAGGACACAGCUGAGCAAAAUCCUUGCCAGGCCAUGGAUGGCCCCGAGAUGGAGUCAGAAGGCAGAAUCAACAAGACGAUCUCUUCUUUAAUGAGCCAUAAAAGGAACUUGACAUAUUUGCCCUACUACCAGCACUCCCCACCUGUUGCCGCUAUCUAUAUAAUCUCCUACUUGUUUAUUUUCGCCUUGUGCAUGGUUGGGAACAGUCUGGUUUGCUUCAUUGUGCUGAAAAACAGCCGGAUGAGAACAGUCACCAACCUCUUCAUCCUCAACCUAGCCAUCAGUGACCUACUGGUUGGGAUUUUUUGUGUGCCCACCACACUCGUGGACAAUUUAAUCACAGGCUGGCCCUUCAGCAAUGGAAUCUGCAAGAUGAGUGGGCUGGUUCAGGGCAUGUCUGUGUCCUCGUCUGUUUUCACGCUGGUGGCGAUUGCCGUGGACAGGUUCCGCUGCAUCAUUUACCCCUUUAAAUCGAAGCUCAGUCUGCUCAAGGCCCUGAACACCAUCGCGGUCAUCUGGGUCCUGGCCAUCACCAUCAUGUGCCCUUCUGCUGUCAUGCUCACGGUGGUGCAGAUUGAGGAUCACUACAUGGUGUACAAUGACAACCAGAGCCUGGCUUACCCCUUGUAUUCCUGCUACGAGGCCUGGCCCAACAGCGAGAUGCGCAAGGUGUACACCACUGUCCUUUUUGCCCACAUCUACAUGGCCCCGUUGACCCUCAUCAUGGUCAUGUAUGGUAGGAUUGGCGUCAAACUCUAUAGGUCAUCGGGUCCGGUGAGCAAGCACAGGGUGGAGAACCAUGAGUGCUGCAGUGCUGCUGUCUCCAGGCGGAAGGUCAAGGUAAUCAAGAUGCUCAUUCUGGUGGCCCUGCUCUUCAUGCUUUCCUGGCUGCCCCUGUGGACCCUGAUGCUGUUCACAGACUACACCAAGUUGGAUGACGACCAGAUCGACCUGCUGACGGGCUACAUCUUCCCCUCCGCGCACUGGCUGGCCUUCUCCAACAGCAGCGUCAAUCCCAUCAUUUAUGGCUACUUCAAUGAGAACUUCAAGCGGGGCUUCCAGGCAGCCUUCAAGUUCCAAGUUUGCUCGGAGGAGAUGGGGCUUCACGAGGUCUAUUCGGAGAAGGUGAAGGGCAGCACCAGUGGCUUCAGCGCUCGCAACAAGAUCUUCACAGACAAGGAAUCCUCUGACUCCAUCUGCCUCAAGAAUCUGCAUGCCAAAGCCCCCUGCCUCGUGCAGAAUGGACAGGCCCAGAAACAGGGACUUCACCUGCAGGAUAUUGAUAAAAUCACCCCUCUGAACAAAGUCUGCAAAGCAUGGGAUGAGUGA
Molecule: messenger RNA, 1386 nt
Organism: Gopherus flavomarginatus (Mexican gopher tortoise)
Lineage: Eukaryota; Metazoa; Chordata; Testudines; Testudinidae
Product: neuropeptide FF receptor 1-like
Exons: 4
Coding region: 91-1386 (431 amino acids)
Biological process (GO): G protein-coupled receptor signaling pathway
Cellular component (GO): membrane
Molecular function (GO): neuropeptide receptor activity; peptide binding
Source: RefSeq, a predicted model, not a curated record